Messenger RNA from Penicillium bovifimosum, 1284 nucleotides. Its product is annotated as putative proline-rich, actin-associated protein Vrp1. The coding region runs from base 1 to 1284 and encodes 427 amino acids. Gene Ontology annotation, molecular function: actin binding. The transcript is spliced from 2 exons. Lineage: Eukaryota; Fungi; Ascomycota; Eurotiomycetes; Eurotiales; Aspergillaceae. The record is from RefSeq and is a predicted model, not a curated record.
AUGCCACCACCUCCUCCACCCCCGCCGCCGCCGGGAGGUUUGGGCGGUCCUCCCCCGCCGCCCCCUCCAGGUGGCCUUCCAAAAGCUCCAGCAGGGGCAGCCAAAGGCCGGAGCGCUCUUCUUUCCGAUAUUCACAAGGGCGCUAAGCUGAAGAAGGCUGUUACCAAUGAUCGAUCAGCACCUAUAAUCGCCGGUUCAGGAGGCGUCUCAGCAACGCCUCCCAUCGGAGGUGCGCCGCCCGUUCCUGGUGCGAGGCCGCCUCCGAGUGGGCUUGCGCCGCCUGUGCCCUCAGGCCCAGCUGCGAAUCGAUUAAGAAGCAACAGUGAAGGAGUCUCUGGAACAGAUGCGACAGCUGGUGCAACGGCACCUCAACUAGGAGGCUUAUUUGCCGGUGGAAUGCCCAAGCUACGCAGUCGUGGAGGGGUGGAUACUGGUGCCUCUCGAGAGUCGCCCUACAUGUCUGAUUCCGAAGCUGCGCGUCGACCACCUGCUCCAGCACCCAAGCCUCCAUCGGCUCCCAGGCCUCCCGCAGCCAAGCCGCCUCCCCUUCCUCCCACAACUGACUCGCCGCCCAUACCACCCGUCAACUCAUUGGUAGCUGGCCUGAAAAAGCCUCCUCCACGACCUGCCCCACGACCUUCAGCCACGGUCCCGGCGCCAGCUGCAAAGGCGCCAGAGGCACCACCUCCACGUGCACCCCCUCCACCUCCCGCACCGGGCAAGCUUCCGCCUCCACCUGCAUCGAGGAAGCCGUCCGGAGCUCCGCCACCUCCCCCACCAGCCCCCGCGGCUCGGGCACCUCCUCCCCCGCCGGCUGCUUCCAGAUCUACACCGCCCCCUCCUCCAUCAGUAGCACCGCCAUCAAUUGCGGCCCAGGCUGCUCGUUCCGCUCUGGGACAGCACACACUCUCACCUUCGGCCCCUCCACCGCCACCCCCAACAGCUGCCCCCGGUGCUCCACCACCACCGCCUCCAACUUCAGCUCCUGCAGCUCCUCCGAGUGAACCACCAUCCCGACCAUCCCCUGUCCCCUCGCGCCCUGUAUCCCAUGAGCCAUUUACAGCGCUGGACCCCAGCGCGUACACCCUUUCUAACGGUGGAUCACCUUCACCGAGUUCACGAAGCCCUUCAGGACAUGGUCCAGUCCGAAUAGAAGAUCCGCGAUUCAAGUUCCAAGGCGAUGGGCUGCUCCCUAAACCACGGCAGUUUGUCGGCGGAGACCGCAGAUACCGUGCUGGUCGGGGUAGCAGUGUUCCAUUGGAUCUGAGUGCGUUGCGAGGAUAG